Molecule: messenger RNA, 1742 nt
Organism: Calypte anna (Anna's hummingbird)
Lineage: Eukaryota; Metazoa; Chordata; Aves; Apodiformes; Trochilidae
Gene: NRN1
Product: neuritin 1
Exons: 3
Coding region: 199-630 (143 amino acids)
Biological process (GO): nervous system development; neuron projection extension
Cellular component (GO): plasma membrane
Source: RefSeq, a predicted model, not a curated record
ACCAUUCCCAGCUAGUCCUCCUCGCCCUCUCCCUCUGCCUCCCUCUUUCUCUCCUUCUCUUCUUGUCUCACCCCCUUGUCUGCAAAGUCUUCCGCUGCUCGGAACUUGUUGGCAAUGCCUAUUUUUCAGCUUUCCCCCACGUUCUCCCAAGUAACUAUUUAAAGAUCUGCAUCCGCAAAUGGUUUUACUAAAUGUAGGAUGGGACUUAAGUUGAACGGCAGAUAUAUUUCUCUGAUCCUUGCUGUACAGAUAGCGUACCUGGUGCAGGCGGUGAGAGCGGCGGGGCGGUGCGAUGCGGUCUUUAGGGGCUUCUCGAACUGUUUGCUGCGGCUGGGCGAUAACAUGGCCAACUACCCGCAGGACCUGGACGACAAGAGAAAUCUCCAAACGAUCUGCGCGUACUGGGAUGAUUUCCACGCCUGCACCCUCACAGCGCUCACCGAUUGCCAGGAAGGAGCGACAGACCUCUGGGAGAAACUGAGACGGGAAUCCAAAAACCUCGAUUUCCAAGGCAGCUUGUUUGAACUGUGCGGAGGCGGCAGCGGAGCGGCACCGUCCCUUCUCCCGCCGGCCUUGCCCCUGCUCCUGGCGGCUCUGUGGGCUGCCCUAGUGACCUGGCUGCCUUUCUAGGGGGGCGAGCACACUCACACCUACACCCUCUCCAUGUGCUGGAUCUAUAGAGGAAGUGUCCAUCCGUUGCUUUGGGGACGUUGUGCUUUUCUGUGGUUGAUGAUGAUGAUGGUGGUGGUGGUGGCUGAUGAUGGUGAAACACCCAUGUAGGACUGUGGAAGCGUUCUCCCUUUAUUUUUUUGUGUUUUAUUUGCCAAAUGUUACCAAACAGGCAGCGGCGUGCAGCCCAAAUCGGACCUCAGCUUUACUAUCGCUUCGAAUCAAAAAUAGAAAAAAAUAAAAGUCGAAACUCGAGCCCUCGUUGUGCAGAAGCAAUCUCAGGAACGGCUCUGGGCCACCUAAUGCUAAGGUUGUAAUCGGCCGGGAUACCUCCCGGCGAGCCACGGGCUCCUUAAAAAUGUGGCAAUGGGCGAGGCGAGAACAAAAUCGCAGGCAAAAAAAAAGGCACUGGCGAUGAAUCCAAGGUAGAUGUCCACGAGUGAAGCAUAUGGUGAAUAAUUCACAAUCUCUCAUCUUUCCUCCACAGUCGCUUGUUUUUUGGUCAUUCCACUGCAAAAAAAAAAAAAAAAAAAAAAAAAAAAGAAAAAAAAAUAAAAAAAAUUAAAAGAGCAUUUUUCCUCGAGUGGAAAAAAGAGCGAGCGAGCAAGAGAGAGAGAGGGAAACGAACAGUUAAGAAAGGAAGGAAAGAAGCGAAGAACGAAAGAAAGAGAUUUGGCUAAAUGCCUGGUGGAGUGAAGGAAUGCUGCUAGCAAAUCUUUGAGAGUUUACCUUUACUUGCUGUUCGAAGGCAUCUUUCCGAAUUCACUGCCUUUAAUUUUUUCUUCCUCUUUGUUUUAGAUGUUACACAUACCAGUAAAAUACCUGAAUAUCCAACCGUAGAGAUCACAAAAAGGGGGCUUAAAUGUAAACUUAAAGAAAAACAAAAAAACAAAACCAAAAUAAAACAAAACAACAAUAGCAAAAUGAUUUUGAAAAAAGAGCCUUGAUUUUAAAGAGAAGAAAAAUGUAAUUUAAACAAAAGUUUAUUAUAAAGUCAAUUCAGCAAAAAAAUAACAAAAAAAGAUUUGCUACAAAGUAUAGACAGAAGUAUAAAAUAAAAAUUAUUGUUUGAA